AUGUCUUCAACUAAUGAAAACACUAAAAGAAAACGUAAUAAGCCAUGUGAAAAUUGUCGUGCUCAUCGAAGAAAAUGUAAAGUAACUCAAGGGACUCAAUGCGAUCGAUGCAUUAAAAUGGACUUAACUUGUGUGUUUAAAUAUACUGCAAAACCAACUGUUGUAAACAAAUCGAUACCCAUUUCUAAAAAAAACAAAAUGAUAGAACUAGUUCGUAGUAUAGAACAAGAUAUGCAGACUAUGGAACAACAAUUGAAACUAUUAAAUGUAACUAUUCAACUUCCUUCAAAAGAACUCUUUAGUAACUUCUGUUCAAAUUUGAAUUAUACCGGAAAUAACUGUUUAUAUAAUCCUAAAUCAAAUGGUAUCAUCAUUCAACAUGAUCCUUCUACUUCAUCAGAUCGUAUAGUAUACGAUAAUACCUCAACUACAACAAAGGAUAGUGUUACUCAAUCUUGUAAAAAAAAGGAAAUACCAUCAUGGCAACUAACCAUUUCACAAGGAUCAGAAGGCAUCAUCUUUCAAACAUCUAUUAAAAACGUUGCUGAUCUUUCCAAAUUCCUAACUGAAUCACUUCAUCGUUUUACUUCAACGAAUAACAUUUUUUCAUCCUCAUUAUUACAUCCACCUAGUUAUCAUAUCAAUUAUACUUCACAUCGACUAAAGAUUACCAACAAAAUGCUAAAAGUAGAAUGUCUCCUUCAUGGCUUCUUUCAAAAAGAGCAACCUUCUCAACAACGACACACUUUAAUUACAGUGGAUAAUCAGCAUAUAUCAAAUAAAGAAAUACGUUGUAAAAUGAAACAAUAUUUAGUAAAGUCUUAUUUUAAUUGUACUGGUUUGAUUACCCCUAUGCUUUCAAAACCUUAUUUUUUACCUCUUUUGCAAUCAAAGCAUAACUCACUGAUUUCAACCGCUAUUUCAGCUUUUGUCAUUUAUGCACAAUGUCAUUAUGUAUUGCCCCUAAUUCCAUCAAUAACCACUUUACUGUCAAUGUCACGAGAAGAAUUUGCAGAGUCACUUCGACAAGAAGCAAAAGAAUUAUUACGAGAUGCUUUAUUUGACCAAGAGCCUAGUAUAUUUAUUGCUAGUUCCCUGAUGCUAUUAUCACAAUGUGCAUUGAUCACACUCGAGAAUGCAGAAGCUCGCUUAUACAUAAAUCUCGCUUGGCGUAUGGUCCUUCAGCUUAAAGAUCAAUAUCAGGGUAUCCUAAGUACUUUAACACCUUUCACACCUGUAACGCUUGAAAUUAUAUACGCAGAAUCAUGGCGACGUAUAUUUUAUGCUGUACGUUAUAUGGAACUUAGUCUACACAUUAUUCGUGAUGGCCUUAAUGGUCUCCCCUCUAUGUUGUUCGAUAGCGGUAUAGGCUUACCUAUUGUUUUGUCUAAUGAAGCACAAGAUGAAGACAUCUCUAAUGCACUUUCUGCCUUUCAUUAUAACAUUCUUUUACAGAAUUUUACUACCAUUAGUUUUACCUAUACUUCCUCCUCUUCCUCCUCCUCCUCAUCAUCAUCAUCACCACCCUCUAUGUAUCUGUGUGAGCUCAGAUAUCAUUUGAUUGGAGGACACUUGGAUUCCAUUUCAAUACAAGACGUUGAACAACUUGAAAAUCAACUCAUUUCUUUUUGGAAACUACUUCCUGCGUCAUAUCGUUUAUCAAAUUUACCCUUGUUAGAAUAUUUACAAAUAGACAGUAUUCAACAAUGUACGAAUACAUUUGCAAUUUAUUUAAAUCAAGCUUAUUAUUCUCACUGGAUAGCUUUAGAGACACGAAUCAUGCAAUCACCUUCAUCUACAGAUUUAAAAAGUGCCUGUAUGUCACGAUUUGAUGGUGAUCGUGCCUUAUUGAUCGUGUCUGUCUGCUGUGACGCAAUUACUAAAAUUUUUCAAGUGUUAUAUCAUCGAUUGCCCUGUGCAGUUGAGCUACAUUGGCUGUUAUUUGCGUGUGACACUUUAGGAAUGUUAAAAAAGGCUGCUAACUUAUCUAUUCGAGCAAGGGCAAAGAAGAACCUGCGUAUCACAUUACAAAUUUUGAAACAACGUGUCCAACUAUUAGAUAACAGUAUGAAUGUAUCAAAUAUUAACUUUGAUAAGAGUCAUUUUUAUCAUCAAGAAGAAUUAGAAAAACAGUAUAGUGCUUCCUCUUCAAGCAAUUAUAAUCAUACUCAUGUUUUAUCUGAAGCAAACAGUACACCACCAUCUGAUAGUUUUGGAAGUAUGUCAGAUUCAGGAAGUAUACAUUCAGAUGAAGUUAUCCUAUCUUCUUCAUCUGCGGCUUUUUUUAGUGAAUUGAGGAAGACUCUUUACACUUAUUUUGAUAACAGUGAACAGUCUACCUAA
This is a messenger RNA of Cokeromyces recurvatus, 2343 nucleotides long. RefSeq lists its product as uncharacterized. Gene Ontology annotation, cellular component: nucleus. The record is from RefSeq and is a predicted model, not a curated record. Lineage: Eukaryota; Fungi; Mucoromycota; Mucoromycetes; Mucorales; Mucoraceae. The transcript is spliced from 2 exons. Gene Ontology annotation, biological process: regulation of DNA-templated transcription. Gene Ontology annotation, molecular function: DNA-binding transcription factor activity, RNA polymerase II-specific; zinc ion binding. Bases 1 to 2343 code for a protein of 780 amino acids.